AUGAGCAAGAGUUUGACCUUUAAAGAUAAUCUUUUUACAGCAGUUGGAAUUAAAGUCCGAAAGGAUGGAUUGGAUUCUGGAUAUGUUCGUUUGAAGUGUGGAGAGAAUUUAUCAAAUAUUCGUCAAGAACUUGAAAAAUAUUCGUUAAUAAAUGAUACAUUAUUAUUUGCAAAAGGUACAUCUGAAAUACAUAGGAGAAGUGAAAGGGAUUUUCUUAUAGACAGUAUUAUAGAAGGAAAAGAUGAUGAUUAUAAAUUUAUAAAUUUAAAAAAAAAUCCAUCCCAUGAUUACGAUUUGAAUAUUUUGAAGGUUGACCUUCAACUAGAGCACGGACGUAAAAUAAUUUCUGAUGGUAAAAUUAAAAUAGCCAAAAAGAAUGCCUUUAUACUUGAUGUGGCAGAUUUUGAGGUAUGUAAAGAAAAAGGAAUUGGAACAGAAAGAAAAGAAUUUAAUUCAAGUGAAUAUAAUAAAUCGAUAACAGAAUUAACUUUAAAUGGUGGUAUUAAUGCACAAGGCUUUGCAAAAUUUGGAUUAUCAUAUGGAAAAUCGAAAAAUGUUACGUCUGGAGUUGAAAAGAUAACAAUUUGUCAUUAUAUUCACGUUGAUAAAAUUUCCUUAAAAUUUAAAUCUGAUGAAAAACUUUGUUUUGAACCAACUGAGGAAUUUAAAGAUGAAAUAGACAAUGCUAUAAGAAUUGAUAAGCAUAAAGAUAGACUUGAUAAAUUUAAAGAAAUCACCGAAAAUUUUGGCCAAUUUAUUUCAAAUGAAGUUUUGUUAGGUGGAAGAGCUUAUUUUCUAGGAGAAGAAAAUUUAGGGAAAUUUUCCGAAGAAAAAAACAAAAAUGUUUCUACUACUGUAGAAGCUAUGUCUUCAAAUGCCGAAAUGACACACACUUCUGGAAAGUUAACUGAAAAUGCUAAUUAUUCUAAAAAGGAAUGUUUUGAACUUAUUGGAGGUAAAUCUGAUAACCUUAAUAAUUUUAAUGAAAGUAAUUGGAUUCAAUCUUUAGAUAAUUUUAAAAAUUGGGAUUGUACAGAAUAUAAAAAACCUGUUAGCAUUUUCCGACCUUUAUCUUAUGAAUUACGUGAAAAAAUCUUCAAAUCUAUUGGAAAAAGAAUUCUUUAUAAUGAUCCAGGAGAAGAUUAUUUUUGUAAGCCAAAUGAAAGAAAUGUUUUUGUAUUAAAAAAUAUACCAACAUAUAUAGCAGAUAUUAUUAAAAAUAAAGAUGCCGAGUGCAAUAUUUUUGCUACUGUUAUUGAUACUGAUAAUUCAAGAAAUGAUUUCUUUAAUUGCCAAAUCCUUUGGACACCGAAUAAGAAUCCAAAACUCAUAAUUCAUUGUAUUCAACAUUCCCUUUAUUCCGUUUUUAAAAAAUCUUAUAACCUUAAAAUCGGACUGAUGGUUGUUGGUUAUGAUAUAAAUUUCGAUUUCAUUAAUUCAGAUUCUAAUAUUCACUUUGAAGUAAUAGAAAAUAAAAUUGGGGCAUCAAAAUCAAUGUAUUGUAAAAAACUUUUUGAUGAUUCAUUUACUGAAGAAUACAAAGAAUACGAAGAACAUAUUUGUUUAGGAAUUCCAGUACUAAGUGAAUUGAAACCUUCUCAUAAAUUUCUUGUCAUUGGUCAUCAUUUUUCCAAUUAUCAAGAGAAUAAUAGAAUUGGGACAUACACAUUUUCUUAUUGUUUGAAGAAAAAUCAUUAUGUUGAAUUACCAGAAUUUACUUUUCAUACGCUCAUUAUCUCAAACUAUCAUAAUUUUGAUGAAUAUAAUGAAUAUCCUUCAAAUCAAGUAAUACCAAAAUAUACUAGUUUACAUUCUAGCGAAGAUAAUUGGGCUCCAAUUUUCCUGAAACAAAAGCAGGAUGAAAUUAAAAUAAAAUAUAUGAAAUGUAAAGGAAAUUGUAAAGAUACUUGUACAUGUAUUUGUAAAAAAACAUUAAAAGAUGAUCAUAAGUUGCAUUCUUUGAUAAUUCUCGAGACUCAACAUGAAAAUAAUUGGAAAAUAUUAAGAGCGUAA
This is a messenger RNA of Rhizophagus irregularis DAOM 181602=DAOM 197198, 2013 nucleotides long. The record is from RefSeq and is a predicted model, not a curated record. Lineage: Eukaryota; Fungi; Glomeromycota; Glomeromycetes; Glomerales; Glomeraceae.